AUGUUCACAAGCUUCACGGGAAACACUCGACGGCCCCGCCAGGUCAACCUCAGCGGCCGCAAGACGCACGCGUUCGGCAGCACCGGCUCCGGCAGCGGCUCGCAAGCCGCCCUCGACCGCGCCCAGCAGGACCGCGUCCAGCGGCAGCGCGAGCGGGAGACACAGAAGGCGGCCAGGACCAUACAGCGCGUAUGGCGCGGACAUCGCAGCAGGGACGAGGUUGGCCGCCUGUUGCGGCACGAGUGGGAUGCUGUCGAGGGCCCGAGGGCUGGCUCGACUGAGUCGACGCCCUACCGCUCCGAAGAGGAGGCUCUGUCGCAGCUGCACCGGCUGCUGCGCUUUGCAAGCACGCGGAGCGAAGACGACUUCUCCCGGAUAGACGUCUUCUGUCGGCGGCAGGCCGAAACGGUGCGGUCUCUGGGCAUUGAGGCGCGCGGGGCCUGGCCAUCGGCAUACCUCCAGCUGCAGCGGAUAGUCUUGAGGAUCGUGGACCGCCAGACAAGUAACAGAUCAUCCCGGCAUGGGUUUGGAGACUUUCUGGACAUUACUAGGUUCCUGGCAGAGCAGAUCCCCGCCCAGACAGCUCAGAACGGGCCUCAAUACUUUCACACCUUGGCACAAGCACUUCCCGCAUUGAUGUCGCCCAAGAAUGGGUCGGCGAACCAGACCGAGGCAGCUGCAAACCUAGAAACUAUGCUCCCAGUCAUUAUUGCGCCGCUGAGCACCGUGACUGGAUACACGCUGAACGCAUACGAGGCAUUUGGCUUUGAAUUCCUGACAAUCCGCAUGCUUGGCGCCGACACGAGGACACCAUCCAUCACAAAGUUCCGGGACUCGCUAGCAAACGCCAUCAACUACAAACUAUUAGCAAGCGCUUUAGCGACCUGUCUCAAGGAGAAUGGUCUGCAGUCACGGCCAGAGCUGGCAGAUGUAGACAGCCGCAUACACUUCUUGGGGCUGUUCAUAUACUUCCAUCGCUACGCACACAACUUCCAGUCAUCCGAAGCGUACGCCGUUCACAAAGACUUCGUCACCGUGGUUUCCCUGCUCCUGAAUUCCUUACCGACCAACACCAUUGAAGGAUCGCCCUCGGAUGACGAGAAGUCGGGCCUGGAAGAGGUGGCUGUGAAUGACUUUUUGAGGGAACAAAUACUAUCGCUGGUGAACCAGGAAGGCAUCGGCAACCUACUAUCGGAAUCCUCCAAAUCACCCGAUGCGAGUGAGGAUGAGAAGGUAGAGGAGGCGCGCCAGUUGGCCAACUACGCACUCGCUCUCCUCCGCUUCUUCCCGCGAAGAGGUGAUGAGAUUCGCAUGUGGUUGUACAUUGGUCCGUCAAACGUGCAGUCCGGGAAGGGCAGGAAACUCCCCGCCAUCAAGUAUUUCUGGCAAGCGUCGAAACGAUCCUCCGUUUUCAACACGAUUACACGUGACUCAAGAGCUGCUGUGGAUCUAUUGCGACCGAAGGCAACUCAAUCAAACGGUGAUGCCCUAGCCGCAAACUCGUUUUGGCAAGCUCCUAGACAAGAGGUCGAUCUUGCUGCUGUGAGAGCCGAUGAGUGGCGAGUUAUACUGGUCUUCCUGGAGCUUUAUACCUUUGUCCUGAAAGUCACCGACGAUGAAGAGUUCUUUUCAGGGGGGUCCUUACCCUUGGUAGAUGUGAAAGACUUGACGACCUUCUUGAAGAACCUUGGUUUCACUUUGUACUUCAACGCGUCCGACAUCAACGAGUCUGAUGAGCGAGACACAUCUAGCAGUGGCAUAAGCUUCUUCAAUAUCCAAGCUGCCGAAGUUCAGCAACAAAAGCAAGCUGGGGAGCCCUCAUUAGGAGGCGUUGCGGGCUUGACACUCGACUACGUGAAGGGCCUCGUCACCGGUCUAGUCCGCAUGGUAUACGAGCGCGACUCCCGCCGGAAAUUCUUGCCCGACGACCACUGGCUGAUGACCUCAAGAUUCGACAUGACCGGCUUCAUCCCGGCCGUGGUUGAGGAGGAAGAGAGCCGGCACAGGAUACAAGAAGAAGACAUGGAGGAUAUGGAUGACCACGAGGACGACUUUGACGACACACCACAGCUCAUUGGUACAGGUAGAACACAACAGCAGCGGAGGUUAGAGAGACUUCAACGUCAGCAGCGUAAAGCGUCGCGCAGAAGGUAUCUGCAGGCUGUUGCGCCGCGUCUUGAGAUCUUGCAGAAUAUGCCCUUCUUUAUACCCUUCACCACCCGUGUGCAAAUUUUCCGCGAAUUCGUCACUCUCGACAUGACGAAGCGAAGAGGCAGCUCAGACCCCGAAUCGUGGCGGUUACGCGUCAUGCAGCGACCCGACGCACCACACCAGUUCGAUAAGCAUGCCGCACGUGUCCGUCGUGGUGCAGAAUUCGAUGACGCUUUCGCCCAGUUCUACGACCUUGGCGAAGGCCUAAAAGAGCCUAUCCAAAUCACAUUCGUGGACCAGUUCGAUCAGGCAGAAGCUGGUAUCGAUGGCGGAGGUGUCACGAAGGAGUUCCUUACCAGUGUCACAAACACAGCGUUCACGCCCACCGAGGAUAACAUCGACAUGUUCAUCGAGAACAAUCAGCACCUGCUGUAUCCGAACCCAUCGGCCAUAGAAGAGCUCAAAGAGGCCUUGAGGUCAAAAGCUGGAUUAUCCGAUGGCAGUGCAGAGUUCCGACAACAGGUGUCCGAGUCCCUUCAGCGUUAUGAGUUUUUGGGACGCAUCAUUGGCAAGUGCAUGUACGAGGGCAUCCUCGUGGACGUCAAUUUUGCACCGUUCUUCUUGCGCAAGUGGGCAUUGACGGGCGGCACGGGCUCUGCGCCGAAUGAGACGGGCUACCGUCCGACUCUGAACGACAUCCGAGACCUAGACGAAGAGCUUUAUCAAGGCCUGCACAAGCUUAAAACCUAUGAUGGCGACGUCGAGGACUUUGGCCUCAACUUCACCAUCACCGACACCGUCGUCACCGACCACGCCACCAAGAAAACCAAAGCUGUCACCAAAGAGCUCCGCCCCGACGGCGCCAACACGCCCGUCACCAACCAAAACCGCCUCGUCUACAUCUCCUACGUCGCGCGGCACCGCCUCCAGAAUCAGCCGUACCUCCAAACUUCUGCUUUCCUCCGCGGCCUAUCCGCCAUGAUCCAGCCCUCCUGGCUCUCCAUGUUCAACGCACCCGAACUACAGACCCUCAUCGGCGGUACCUCGUCCUCGAUCGACAUCGACGACUUGCGCCGCAACACCAUGUAUGGCGGGACGUACGUUAUUGGGGACGACGGGCUAGAGCACCCAACCGUCCAGCUGUUCUGGAAGACGAUGAAGGAUCUCAGUGACGGGGAGCGCCGGGCGGUCUUGAAGUUUGUGACGAGCACGCCAAGGGCGCCGCUGCUGGGGUUCAAGACACUGAAUCCGAGGUUUAGCAUCAGGGAUGCGGGGAGCGAUCAGGAGCGCUUGCCGAGCACGAGUACGUGUGUUAAUUUGUUGAAGCUGCCGAUGUAUAGGGAUGAGGGGGUGCUGCGGGAGAAGCUGCUAUAUAGUGUGUUCAGUGGGGCGGGUUUCGACUUGAGUUGA
This is a messenger RNA of Paraphaeosphaeria sporulosa, 3561 nucleotides long. RefSeq names its product E3 ubiquitin-protein ligase NEDD4. The record is from RefSeq and is a predicted model, not a curated record. Gene Ontology annotation, molecular function: protein binding; ubiquitin protein ligase activity. Bases 1 to 3561 code for a protein of 1186 amino acids. Gene Ontology annotation, biological process: protein polyubiquitination; ubiquitin-dependent protein catabolic process. The transcript is spliced from 4 exons. Lineage: Eukaryota; Fungi; Ascomycota; Dothideomycetes; Pleosporales; Didymosphaeriaceae.